CCGCGAGCCACAAGCGCCCUAUCACUAACUAUUCGUACUUAAAUUCUGUUGACCACUUUUACGCACACUAUCCAACUAUCCGUGCUGUUUCUGCUUCGAGUUCAACGCUAUCCGUGUAUGUGCUGUCCGUUAGUCAGCCAGGUCUAUCGGUUACCUACCAACGAAAACUAGUACUAAUCUCUAAACUACUCAUAGAGUGGGGUUAAAUUCUUGUUUUCUUUACUUUCGCCGCGUGUUCAGAGUGUACGCAAGUGUUAUCGCUUCUCAUUGUUUGCUUGUCAAACAUUUUAUGAAAGAAGCGUACAAAGAACUUUUGGCCGCCAGUAAACAGUCGAUGUGUUACUCAUACGCCUAAUAGAACAAUUUUCGGUCCUACAAAGACAUAAUCACCGUGCUAUAAUUGCUGUUGAACUUAUAAACAAGCAAGGAGAAUUUGAAGGAAACAACAAAAAUAAACACACCGAAUACCAACAUCAAAAAUAAAAAAGCAUUGCUAUAAAUAUACAUAUAGAAAACCAUCGAAGAACAUCAAAAUGGAUCACAAAGCAAUCGCAAGUCAAGUGCGAGGUGAGCUAAACCUACGCACAGCAUUUGAUCUACUAGACAGAAAUCGCGACGGUCGCGUUACUGCAAAUGAGCUGCAAUUUAUGCUCAAGAAUCUGGGCAUAAAUGUGCGUGAUGAAAUCAUACACGAUCUCAUACGUGAGGCGAGCCAUUCAGGAAAUGGUUUAAUCAACGAGGCUGAAUUCCUGCAGUGGGUUGGACGCAUUCAGGCGCUCCGCGACGAACAGCAACAACACGAGGAGAACGCCAGCAAGCCAGUGGAUGAGGCCGAUGAUGUCACUGAAGACUUGAUAGCAGCAUUUAGGGUAUUCGAUCGUGAUGGCAAUGGAUUUAUAACACGAGAUGAGCUGCAAACCGCCAUGGAAAUGAUUGGCGAGCCAUUGAAUGAGACGCAGUUGGAGCAGCUGUUGGCCAUAGCCGAUUUGGAUCAGGAUGGGCGCAUUAAUUACGAGGAAUUCACGAGACUCCUACUCUAAGCCGCCCACGCCUGGUAUUGUCUACAGCAACAACUAAAAAUCAACAAAUUUAAUAAAGUUACUUGCAAAGUAAUAACAAACUUAAACUUAACAUAAUUAUUUAGCAUACUCAACCACAACAAAAAGAAAAGAAGGAAAAGCAAAUUACUUAAUAUUUUAUACAAAACAUACAUAUACAUAUACUAUAUAGUUAGGUAUGAGAAGGAAAGCUUCACGCAUACACACAUCUUGGGCUGAUACUGUUUGGCGUUUAGAUUGGCGUAAAAACACAUUAAGCGUUGGACACUUGUAAAUGUAAAUUAUUCCUUAAGUAAUUGUUUUCUUAUAAUCGUUUGUUAUUCAACAUAAUAAUCAUGUGUAUUCACUUCAUGCGCAAAUGUUUAUGUUAUACUAUAAGAAAAGGUCACAAAAUGCCUGAGUAAAAAAAUAUAUAUCUUUUGGAUAAGUUAAAAACAAAAAACAAACAAAGAAAUCAAUUAAUUUUCAGUUUAGGGUUUCUGAUAAAAUCUUUGUAAAUGGCAUUAUGUUAAAGAUAAAAUUCUUACACAUUUAAAAAGAAAUAUAUAUGCAUAUUCGGAUAAGUCUGAGCGCGUGAGUGAUAUUGUGUUUAGGGUGCUGCAAAAACAAAAAAAAAAAGCAUACAAAAAUUUAAUAAAUGCAUAUAUAUAAAUACUAUAUAUUUAUUGAAAAAAAGUAUAUUCAUAUUUUAAUACAAAAAUAAAUAAAUACAAAGAUUA
Molecule: messenger RNA, 1777 nt
Organism: Scaptodrosophila lebanonensis
Lineage: Eukaryota; Metazoa; Arthropoda; Insecta; Diptera; Drosophilidae
Gene: Eip63F-1
Product: calcium-binding protein E63-1
Exons: 6
Coding region: 534-1040 (168 amino acids)
Molecular function (GO): calcium ion binding; enzyme regulator activity
Source: RefSeq, a predicted model, not a curated record